UUAUUGACCUCAACCUACAAAUGUUACAAAACUCUUAACUGAAGCUCUUUCCGCAUUUUGCUUUAGUCCGAGCAAAAUCCACUGUUGCAUCUUGUUAGCUAAAGCAACUGCUGUCGAUAAACGGGGAGGCAACCGUAUCUUCCUUCACAGGUGAAAACGCAGGAAAUGGACCAGUUUAAGGAGGUGACAGCAGGAGUGGACAGGCUCUACUCCAUUCCAUCAACCCGCUUGCAGCAUCAGGGCACUUAUCAGUGCGAGAUGUACUCAGGCAGUCGCUCCAUUGUCAGGCUCUACUUCUACAUCACAGUGACCCCCCAGCUUGUGGCAGGCCACACAGAGCUGCAGGAGAUAUUUGACCUGUCUCUGCUCCCAGGAGGGCAGUUACUCGCCGCGCCUGGCGCAGCUCCUCGCUCCUUCCUCCGCCUCCUCCUGUUUCUUCUCACCACCUGUUUAACCACUUCACUGCUGCUGCUGUUCCUCUCCCUGGGGGUCUUGUACUGGACAUCGGUCUCAGAGGGAGAGCGUCCUGUUGGAAAUACAGAUGAAGACGAAGUUUUGGGGCCUGUCUUGUUAUGA
Messenger RNA from Fundulus heteroclitus (mummichog), 576 nucleotides. RefSeq names its product sperm acrosome membrane-associated protein 6-like. Bases 166 to 576 code for a protein of 136 amino acids. NCBI's taxonomy places the organism in Eukaryota, Metazoa, Chordata, Actinopteri, Cyprinodontiformes, Fundulidae. The transcript is spliced from 3 exons. The record is from RefSeq and is a predicted model, not a curated record. Gene Ontology annotation, biological process: fusion of sperm to egg plasma membrane involved in single fertilization.